This is a messenger RNA of Labeo rohita (rohu), 3895 nucleotides long. It is a transcript of the gene fbxo22, whose product is annotated as F-box protein 22. NCBI's taxonomy places the organism in Eukaryota, Metazoa, Chordata, Actinopteri, Cypriniformes, Cyprinidae. Bases 1650 to 2978 code for a protein of 442 amino acids. Gene Ontology annotation, biological process: positive regulation of proteasomal ubiquitin-dependent protein catabolic process; regulation of skeletal muscle fiber development; protein polyubiquitination. Gene Ontology annotation, molecular function: protein binding. The transcript has 7 exons. The record is from RefSeq and is a predicted model, not a curated record.
UUUUCGGUAAAUGCUUUCGGAACUAACAUCUCUCCUUUCAUUUUCACUCUUCUCUUCUCUUUUCUUCUUUUCUCUUCUUUUCUCUUUUCUUCUCUUCAGACUCCCUUUAUCAACAGCUCCAGAAAAACCGGGUCCUUUCACAUGAGCUCAGUUUAGCACUCAAUGAAUUCUAACCUCACAACAGAAUGAGAGAAAACCAGGGCAUACACUGAAUAUUACACUGUCUACUGUUUGUGUUGCACACAAAGUAACCAAUAAUCUGUGAUGACGGAUAGUCCAUAAUUUCAUUACUUAUUAUUGUUGAUACGUCGAGGCUAAAAACGUAUUAUAAAAAUCUGUGGAUUUACUGUGUAUGGGUUGCAUCCGCAUAAGUGACAAAACCUACACCACUAGUCAAAAGUUUUUGAACAGUAGCAUUUUUUUUUUGAAGAAGAAGUCUCUUCUGCUCACCAAGCCUGCAUUUAUGUGAUCCAAAGUACAGCAAAAAGAGUAAAAAUGUUAAAUAUUUUUACUAUUUAAAAUAACUGUUUUCUAUUUGAAUAUUUUAAAAUGUAAUUACUCCAGUCAGUAUUCUAAUUUGCUGCUCAAAAACAUUUAUUGUUUGAAAAAGCUGAGUAGGCUUUUUCAAGUUUCUUUGAUGAAUAAAAACUUCAUAAGAACAGCGUUUAUCUGAAAUAGAAAUCUUUUGUAACAUUAUUUGUCUUUAUCAUCGCUUUUGAUCAAUUUAAAACUUCCUUGUUAAAUAAAAGUAUGAAUUUCUAUUACUCUUCCCCCCCCAAAAAUAUACUACAAGUUUAUGCAUACUCCAAGCUUAUGAAUUGUAUAGUGUAUAAUGUUACAAAAGGUUUUUAUUUCAGAUAAAUGCUGAUCUUUGGAUCUUUCUAUUCAUCAAAAUUCCUGAAGAAAAUUGACUUAGCUGUUUUAUAUAAUAUUAUUAUUAUUAAUAAUAAUAAUAAUAAUAAUGUUUCUUGAGCAGCAAAUCAGCAUAUUAGAAUGAUUUCUGAAGGAUAAUAUGUCACUGAAGACUGGAGUAAGGAUGCUAAAAAUUUUGAUUGAUCGUAGGAAUAAAUUACAUUUUACAAUAUAUUCAAAUAGAAAGCAGUUAUUUUAAAUAGUAAACAUAUUUCAGAUAUUUGUUGCUGUACUUUGGAUCAAAUAAAUGUAGGCUUGGUGACUUUUUAAGAAAAACUACAAAUCUUACUGUUCAAAAACUUUUGAUGGGUAGUGUAAAUCUUACAUUUUAAAUGUAAAAAAAUCAUGGCAACCUGUUUCCUUUAAAUGGUGAACAGCCUUAACCUUUUCAAUGUACUUUAUGCAGAAGGAAAAAUUGACACAGAAAAGGAAAAGUGAUAUCUGCAUUAUAUAACACACCUUGGAUCAUUACCGAAGGUGUGUUGUGUUGUGGCAGUACUAUAUUUACUUAUGUUGAUAAUUCCUCUAGAAUCAGAGAAAUAUUUAUAGAAUAAAUAUAUGAAUUAGACACUUGUAAAACUAUAAAUCCAUGUUUAUCACAUUUAAAAUGUGCAAUUUUUAAUAUUCAUGCAAUGUGCAACCCUCAGGUACACAAAUAUAAAUGUUUACAUUUUUUGCAACUUGCUAAAUGAUUAAUAUAACUGAAGAAAUAAAAUAAUUGAAUCUCAAAAUACCAAAUGUGUUUCCUCACUUGCAUGAACAUACUUGUUGCGUCAUUUUGUGACUUUUUUUCAAUCAUAGUAAACAUGUUGUUUUGUAGACAGACUUCUGCUCGCUGUGAGACUUUUAAGCAAUUUCCGGUUCCGCGUUCGUUCAGAAGGGUCAAAUGUGAGAAGAAAAUCUGUGUGAAAAUGGAAGGGGAUGCAGCUUCUCCAAACAUCCUGGGGGAAAGUAAAGCUGGAUAUAUCCUGAGUAAUGUUGCCGAGGUCGUGGAGAGGAUUUUGACAUUUGUGCCGACUAAAAAUCUCUUCCGAAUAGCAAGUGUUUGCAGGCUAUGGAGGAAUUGUGCACGCAGAGUCUUGAGGACACAGCAGAAAUUGACCUGGCUCUCUGCCUCUGGCUCAUCCAUGUCCGUGGAGCAUGCUUUGAUUAGAACUAUGGCAGAAGACCUGGAGAAGAUCUAUCUGCUGCCCCAGACAGCUCUCAUAAUGGUGGAUGCGGAGAACUUUAAUUGGCCUUCUGGUUACAGACACAAAAAGGCCAGGAAGUCUGAGGAGUCAGAUGUUGGGAGGCUAAAACACUUACUGCCCAGCACUUGUGAUGUAGUAGGCGUUGUCGCACCAGGAAUUGUGGUGACCCCCAGUGGUUCACCCAGCAGCCCCCCAGAGGAGCACGAAGAGGGUGAAGCUGGCUUCAGUCUGCUUUUCCCUGCCAUGGAAGGGGUUACCAUCCGACCUUUUCACUUUUGCAAAAAGAGCCUCAAUGAAUCAACAAUGGAGGAAGCAGGGUUGAUCAAUAACCCUGAUCUAAAGGUGGUGCUGUUGUUUGACUACGAGACCUGGAAAGCUGGAGGUGGGAGCUUUCUUAACAAGCUACUGGAACCUCUUUCUCAAAACAAUGUACUCAUUGUUGGCGGACAAGUUGACAGGGCCUUUUCCAGUUACACAACCUGCUGUUCUCCAGGAUCUUUUGGUGUAGUCGGACUGACCUUCAGUGGCUCCAAGAUCCAGGGUGCCUCAGUGCUGGUGGACCAGGACGUAAGCACCCCGAAAGCAGCAGAGGCUACUAUCCAGCGACUGAAGGCUGCUAAUAUCCCAGAGAGGAACACCAUGGGCUUCAUGUUUGCCUGUGUGGGCCGCGGCCACAACAGCUAUAAUAACCUGCGAAAUGUGGAGGCCAGUGCUUUCCGGAAAAUCUUCUCCAACAUUCCGCUUUUGGGAUUCUUUGGCAACGGGGAGAUCGGCUGUGACCGUAUUGUCAAAGAGAACUACACGUUGAGCGAGACAGAUGCUGAUGGACUACAACAUUCUUUUACUACAGUCAUGAGUCUGGUGCAUUUUGGCUAACACGAACUCAAAACUGAGACAAACAAGUAGGCAACCGCUAGUUAACUUGGUCUUUCAGGACACACACCGGCUGCUUGUUUAAGUUAACAGAGCAGGUCCAAUGGUGAUCAGGUAUAAUUCUCCUAGGUUCUUUCCUUUGACUUUUUUCUUAAUCAGGAUGUGAGUGAGGCAUGAAAAAACAAUUAGGUAGGUGAAAAACUUGUCCAUGGGUGCAACUUUGUGCGCAUGCUAAUUCUGAUGUCUGAAAACACUGAAGUGACCUCUUGUUUGGAAAGGUUAUUACUUACAGAACGGUUUUGAAAAACAGUUAGGAUUUAGUUUGAAUGGCAUGGUGCUAAACCUUGACCUUUUGACUUCAGUUUAUAUGUAAAACUAUUUUUUUAUGUGUAGCACAAAGCUGAAACCUGUCAACCGAUCAGUUUUCUUGUGGGCUGUAUGGCUCACUCAGGCCUUAUAUACAGAUAGUUUGUAAAAUUCAGGCACUUUUGACAAAAAAAAAGAAAGGUAAUUGUGAUGGAAUGGCUACUGAUGUAGCCGUUCAUCAACCUUAGUAUGGCUUAUGGAACUCUAGUGGGAAUUCCAUUAUCUUUACAGAUUUUACAUGUAAAUGUUCUCCAGACUGAUUGCUGACCUACAUUGACUGUCCAAUUUAACAUGUCCAAUAGCAAGUGCUACAAAACUGCAAUGAAAGACAGAAGCAAUGUGCAGAAUUAGUUUCUGGCAGGGUUUAAAAAGCUGAACCUUAUCAGCACACGUGUAACAUAACAGUUGACUUGCUAGCAGUUCUUAGUGUUCAGAUUAGAAUACUAAUUAAAAGCAGAAGUAAAAAAAAGUGGAAUUUCUUUGUAAUAACCUCACUGUAUUUAUUGCCUGUCCCAAUCAAAAUCCUGUUUAAAAAAAAAAAAAAUCCAGUUUAA